CGCUAAACAGCGUACGCGUACGCGUAUUUGCGUUCUUCCGGUACUUCCGUCGUCUUGCGGUCCACGAUCGCUUCAGUGCGAUGAAGAUUGUUUCGUUACUGACGUGCCGGGCGGCGUGUGGCUUUCGUGGCCUGUGAUGUGUACAGCGUACUUUAGCUUGCUGGCUUCGAACUGUGAACAUCUGUGACACAGGCAUUCGAAAUGCACACUUUAAUCGUUCUCGGCAUCAAUGUGACGAUGUCAACUUUCGCUCAUCUAGUCACGCUCAACUUAAUACCUCGUUUCAGAGCAAUGUUUAUUAAAGCCGGACUAUCAGGUGUGGACAUGAGCAAAACAACCAAAGCCAAGGUGCCAGAAUCUGUUGGAGUGAUAUCAGCGACGGUCUUCUUAAUUACUAUGUUCCUCUUUAUCCCUGUUCCCUUCUUCAACUAUCUGACUGAAUCCUCAAGCUUCCCACACAGUGAUUUUGUCGAGCUUCUGGCGGCGCUACUGUCCAUCUGCUGCAUGCUGCUGCUGGGCUUUGCGGACGAUGUGCUGGACCUCAAGUGGCGGGACAAGCUGCUGUUGCCAACAUUGGCAUCUCUGCCAUUACUCGUCGUCUAUUACGUCACCUUCAACAACACGACCAUCAUUGUGCCCAAGCCCUUCCGCUUUGUGCUUGGCAAUGACCUGUGGCUUGGUCCAUUAUACUACAUAUACAUGGGCAUGCUUGCUGUGUUCUGCACAAAUGCCAUCAACAUUCUUGCCGGCAUCAAUGGUCUUGAAGCUGGCCAGUCUGCUGUCAUUGCUACCUCCAUCAUAAUAUUUAAUCUGAUAGAAUUGUUUGGUGACUGCUGGAAAAGCCACCUUUUUUCACUCUACCUGAUGCCUCCAUUUCUCUUCACAACCUUGGGUCUCCUGAAGUACAAUUGGUACCCAUCUCAAGUUUUUGUUGGUGACACAUUCUGCUACUUUGCCGGCAUGACCUUUGCCGUGGUGGGCAUCCUGGGCCACUUCAGCAAGACCAUGCUACUGUUCUUUCUUCCACAAGUGUUCAACUUCCUGUACAGUGUGCCGCAGCUCUUUCACCUGGUUCCAUGCCCAAGACACAGGCUUCCGAGAUUCUGUGCAGAGGAAGACAAAAUGGAAGCAAGCACAGUGCGGUUCCGGGUGUCCUCGCUUCAUCCUAUGGGGAAACUGGUGCUCCACUUCUAUCGAAGCUUAGGUCUGGUGCAGUGCAAACCAGUACACGAGAAAGACAGUGACGAGGUGGACUGCAGCAACUUCACGCUCAUAAAUCUUGUGCUCGUGUGGGGUGGCAAGCGGCAUGAGCAGUCGGUCACCACUGCGCUCCUCGCUAUCCAGGUUUGGUCCAGCGUUGUGGCAUUUGGCAUACGAUAUGGCCUUGCAAGGCUUUUUUAUGACUUCUAGUCCACCUCCAUCUUUCAAAAACUUUUUUCUGCAGUUUUUUAAUAAUAAAGUUGUUUUUUCACACA
Messenger RNA from Dermacentor andersoni, 1475 nucleotides. It is a transcript of the gene Alg7, whose product is annotated as Alg7 dolichyl-phosphate N-acetylglucosaminephosphotransferase. NCBI's taxonomy places the organism in Eukaryota, Metazoa, Arthropoda, Arachnida, Ixodida, Ixodidae. The record is from RefSeq and is a predicted model, not a curated record. Gene Ontology annotation, biological process: dolichol-linked oligosaccharide biosynthetic process. Gene Ontology annotation, molecular function: UDP-N-acetylglucosamine-dolichyl-phosphate N-acetylglucosaminephosphotransferase activity. Gene Ontology annotation, cellular component: membrane.